GGGAAAGGGACGAUUCGGUCGUUCUGAUUCCAUUUGACCGGCUAAUGGCCACAGCGUGGGAAAAGGGAUAAGCCCGAAUUUUCCCUCUUGGUCCUCCUUUUUGUUUUCUUCUUUGACUUUUGUCUUUCAGCUCCCUCUAGAUUGUUUUGUGACAUCUUGGCAACGCACGCACUUCACGGUAGUCAGCAUGCAGGAGCCGAUUUCUCUCUACGAUCGGCACGACGACACGAAAGGCGCCAGCACCAGUCAACAACGUAUUCAGGAUGACCAGGGUCUCGGCCGGGUGGGAAAGAAGCAGAUUCUCAAACGUCGCUUUGGAUUCCUGUCCAUUUUGGGCUUCUCCUGCACUAUUCUGGCUUCCUGGGAAGGGAUCUUGUCAACGUUUAUCAUCUCGUUCGAAGAUGGAGGCCCUGCCGGUACCGUGUAUAGCUUUCUGGUCGUCUGGCUGGGCACUUUCUCGACUUUUCUGACACUUUCAGAAUUGGUUUCAAUGGCGCCGACCUCGGGUGGACAAUACCAUUGGGUUUCGAUGAUGUCUCCGGUAUCGUGCCAAAAGUAUCUCAGUUUCAUUACAGGAUGGCUAAUCGUCAUUGGCUGGCUUGGCGCAUUUACAUCAACGUGCUAUCUGAGUGCUUCCCAGAUUCAGGGCCUGGUUGUAUUAAAUCACAGUUCCUAUAUCCCUGCACCGUGGCAGACCGUAUUGUUAUUCUAUGCCAUUCUGGCUUUUGCGGUGUUCGUCAACGCGGUCGCCAGCACCUGGCUACCGAAGUUCGAGGGGUUUGUUCUGAUCCUCCACAUUGCUGGCUUUUUCGCGAUCAUCAUUCCUCUCCUCUACCUGGGCAGUCACAAUCCCGCCGCCGAUGUUUUCGGUGAAUUCAGGAACGAUGGAGGCUUCCAGACACAAGGCUUGGCUUUCAUGGUCGGCAUGACAGGAGCCAUGUUCUCUUUCACAGGCGCCGACGCCGCUGUCCAUAUGAGUGAGGAAAUCCACAAUGCGGAGCGAGUUGUACCGCAGUCCAUUCUGACAUCCGUCUUGAUCAACGGUCUUCUGGGGUUCGGCAUGGUCCUAAGCACGUUGUUCACCAUGACGGAUGUCACGACGGCACUUGAAUCCCCGACUGGCUACCCGUAUAUGCAGGUGUUCUGCUCAGCCACCAGCUCCAUUGGGGGCUGCACGGUGAUGAGCGCUAUUGUGCCCAUCCUAGUCACAGCCACGGCUGUUGGCUCUUUGGCCUCGUCCUCUCGUAUGGUCUGGUCCUUUGCUCGAGAUCGCGGUCUCCCUGGCUGGCGUUUUCUGAGUCGGGUCAACUCCCAAGCCGUCCCUCAAUACUCCAUUCUCGUUGUCACAGUAGCCGCCGUGCUUUUGGCCUUGAUCAUCCUGGGCUCCGCCGCCGUUCUGAGCGACGUCGUCUCUCUCUGUGUCAGCUCUCUCUACACUUCCUACCUGAUCUCCGCCUCGCUGCUAAUCUGGAAGCGUUGCACGGGCGGCAUCCGGGACUCUGCAAGCCACACUAUGGAAUCUUUGGUCAAUACCCCCGGGGCACCGCUGGCCUGGGGACCAUUCCACAUCCGGGGCGUGCUAGGUGUCUUCGUCAAUGGCUUCACCGUCGUCUAUCUGACGGUGGGCGUGUUUUUCACGUUUUGGCCGGACCAAAUGAAUCCCACGGCCAGCACAAUGAACUGGGCGGUCGUGGGGACGGCGGGGACUAGCGUGCUGAGCACCGUGUAUUAUGUUAUCUGGGCGCGAAAGGAGUAUACGGGACCCGUUGUCGAAAUCAACCGCGAUUGAGACGGAUACGUGCAGCUUUCGAGCACUGCUCUUCCCUGCUGCCUCAAGCCCGAACAUCGGUCGAUCGCGGAUUCAUCGUCAAAUGUUUGACAGAAAAAGCCUGAUGAACAAAAAAGUGUGGGUUUCAAGUCCCACGAUCAAAGACCUUUGAAAAGGAACUUUAUAUACAUUCUUGACUGUCGCCGCCCAUUUUCCUAUACCAUCACUAAACAUCUGGAUCCUCCUCACGUAUCACACAUCAUCCAUCUCACCCCUAAAGCACCGAACAUCUAGUACCUUCUGCCCCAUAGACACAACAAAUCAACUCUAAGUCG
Aspergillus homomorphus CBS 101889 is the source of this 2103-nucleotide messenger RNA. Its product is annotated as GABA transporter. The record is from RefSeq and is a predicted model, not a curated record. Gene Ontology annotation, cellular component: membrane. Bases 188 to 1789 code for a protein of 533 amino acids. Gene Ontology annotation, molecular function: transmembrane transporter activity. The transcript has 6 exons. NCBI's taxonomy places the organism in Eukaryota, Fungi, Ascomycota, Eurotiomycetes, Eurotiales, Aspergillaceae. Gene Ontology annotation, biological process: transmembrane transport.